Molecule: messenger RNA, 558 nt
Organism: Ostreobium quekettii
Lineage: Eukaryota; Viridiplantae; Chlorophyta; Ulvophyceae; Bryopsidales; Ostreobiaceae
Source: the annotation of a GenBank genome assembly
AUGAAAGCUGAUUGGCAACAGCGACAAGUGAGUUUGCCACAGAAUUGCACCCACCCCUUUGACCUUCUAGCUGAUGGCAGGCACAACUCCAUCGGCAAGAUUUUGUUCCAGACUGUUUCCCCCACCCUCACUUCACUCUUAAGCCAGACCCGCUGGCCCUCCGCUUGCUUGCAGGCCGGCUGGCCACAUCGGCCUGUGCCCAAGCUCCAGGCCGCCCUUCGCAACAGCUAUCUGGUGUCGUCUCUCCACGUGCGGGUCACUACCCCUGGUGCCAAAUCCUCCCCAGAUGAAGAGACCCUGGUGGGCAUCGCUCGCGCGACCUCCGACUACUCCUUCAACGCCACCAUCUGGGACGUCAUCGUGGACCCCGAGUACCAGGGGCAGGGCCUGGGGAAGGCACUCGUGGAGAACAUGGUGAGGACGCUGCUGCGGCGAGAGAUCCUGAACAUCACCCUGUUCGCGGAUGCGGGGGUGGUGGACUUCUACAGGACGCUGGGAUUUGAGACAGAUCCAGAGGGGAUCAAGGGGAUGUUUUGGUACCCCCCUGGGUUCAGGUAG